Ixodes scapularis (black-legged tick) is the source of this 3516-nucleotide messenger RNA. Its product is annotated as protein argonaute-2. The transcript is spliced from 3 exons. Gene Ontology annotation, molecular function: protein binding; RNA binding. The coding region runs from base 193 to 3042 and encodes 949 amino acids. The record is from RefSeq and is a predicted model, not a curated record. NCBI's taxonomy places the organism in Eukaryota, Metazoa, Arthropoda, Arachnida, Ixodida, Ixodidae.
GCACUUAAUUUUUGUUUUUUCUUUACUUUGGCGCUUUGUUUGGUGGCUCGCCACCCUCGCCACGGCCCGUGGGUUGCUUGUCUUGGUUUCAUAAUUCAUUUGUCGAUCGCGCCAGUGCACGAUUGCCCUCUUCCCGAGUGACGUUUGGUCCCGCGACUCGACGCGGCACUCUGUCCAGGUUCAAGUGGCACCAUGCAAGCCGCCCCUGGGAAAGGGAGGGGUCGGGGCCGUGCAAGGAUACUUCCAGGUACUGGAGUCCCUCCUGUGACAACGACAGCAUUACUGACUGAGGCGACACGAGCUCUUCAACAGUGUCGUCUGCAACGUGCCCUUCCUGGACCACCUCUCCUUGAAACACCUCCUGAAUCACCGUCACCAAAAUUAGCAUCACCGACAUCAGCGUCACCGCCCAGGCCGGGGGACCUCUGCAAAACUCAGCACCAGGCAAAGCCAGUGCUGAGCAAUGGAAAGACUACCCUCGUGCAAUGCAGCGACGUGGUUGGCAUCACACUUGCUCCACGUGCUGGAGCGUUUCCUGCACGUCCGGGCUAUGGCAGAGACGGUCACCCCAUUGCAAUUCUUGCCAACCACUUUGAGCUUCAGCUUCCUACUGGGCUCUUCUACCACUACGACGUGGAUAUCGGCAGCCUCCGCCACUCGGGGGCAGUUCAGUCAGUCAUCUCAAAGGACUGCAAGAGACGCGUGUUCCAGCUGCUUGUCCGCCAGCACGAGCAUCACCUGAAUGGCAACCUGCCGGUCUUUGACGGCCAGAAGAACAUGUACACCAGGAGUUCUCUCAACUUCCAGAAGAAGGUCUUCAACGUGACCAUGGAGGAGGAAGGCCGGAAUCCGGAUACCUUCGUUGUUUCCAUUCAGUAUGCUGCCACCUUAGACAUGAGCCUGCUCCAGGCUGUCUAUGACAAAAAGUUGAAGGAAGUCCCUCAGGCAGUUGUUCAGGCAUUUGACAUUGUCAUGCGGUACGGGCCAUCAACUGUGCACGCCAUGGUCGGGAGGUCAGUCUUCGCUCCGCCGAGGAACUAUAGCAGCAUUGGAGGUGGCCUGGAACUUUGGCACGGCUAUCAGACGAGCGUGCGGCCCGCUCAGUGGAAGCCCCUUCUCAAUGUCAACACGGUGGCAACUGCCUUUUUUGAAGGUGGCCCCCUGCUCGAGCUUGUUUCCAAGGUGCUCGGUGACCGUAGAGGAAACCUUGACCUGAACCGGUCGCGAAAGCUGGAUGAUACCCAGUUUGUCAAACUGAACAAGAAGCUCAAGACGCUGAAGGUAAAAGUGACUCAUCUACCCUACCCCCGCAAGUAUGUCAUAGAGAGGGUGACAAGGGCAAGUGCGAAUGAAAUAAAGUUUGGAGAUCCACCCAUCACUGUGGCAGCUUACUUUGCCUCCAGGUAUCGCCCACUGAGUUUUCCCCACCUGCCGUGCAUCGAAGUGGGCACGAGGAAGAACUACAUUCCCUUGGAGGUGUGCGUAGUUCUCGAUGGCCAGCACUGCCGGCAGAAGCUGGAUGAGAACCAGACAGCAACAGUUGUGAAGAAGGCUGCAGUCCCACCAGCAGAGCGUUUUCAGAACAUCCAGGGAGCUGUUCAAGACUGCAUUAAGAACAACAAGGAGUACCUGGACCACUUUGGCAUCCGCAUCAGCACCAACCCAGUGAAGGUACAAGCCAGAGUGCUGCCAGCUCCCGACGUACUCUACAAAGAUAACGUUCCAGUGAGCCCCAGGAAUGGUGCCUGGGAGAUAAAAGACACGGAGUUCUACCGACCUGUCAACAUGACCAAAUGGUCUGUGCUGAGCUUGUGCAACACCCGCUUCUGUCCUCUACCGGCAAUCCAGAAGUUUGUUUCCAUGGUGAUCUCCCAGGGUAAGCAGCUUGGCAUGUCUGUGGAGCCACCCCAGGCUAUCAAGGAAUGUGGUCAGACUAAUCGCCUGCUGAAUGUUCUUAGGAAGGAGAAGGAGACUAUUCCAGGACUACAAAUCAUCUUUGUGGUGGUGGUCAACAAGUCUCCCUUCUACAAUGAACUCAAGAGCGCAGGGGAGACUGAGGUUGGGGUGAUGACUCAGUGUGUCACGGACAAGAGCAUCAUGAACAAGUGCAAUCCGAUGCUGGUCAACAACAUCUUGCAGAAAGUAAAUGCCAAGCUUGGCGGUGUGAAUAACACUAUACCAAAGUCUGUCAAGUCCGUCAUCUUUAGCAAGCCGGUCAUUGUGAUGGGUGCCGACGUCACUCACCCUGGUGCCAAGGAGUUCAACAGGCCCUCAAUCGCAGCUGUUGUGGCAAGCACCGAUCGGUUUGCCUUCCGCUACAUCACUGCCUUCCGGAUCCAGAAGCAGAACAUGGAGGUCAAGGCCCGUGUGGAGAUCAUUGAGGAUAUGAAGAGCAUUGCCAAAGAGCUGCUGCUGGGCUUCUACAUUGCAAAUAACCAGGUGCGCCCAGACAAGAUCCUGUUCUACCGUGAUGGUGUGAGUGAGGGCCAGUUUCGCCAGGUCCUAGACCACGAGCUAGCUGCAAUUCGCGCCGCCUGCAUGGAGCUCGAAGCUGGGUACGAGCCAGGCAUCACGUUUCUGACCGUGCAGAAGCGGCACCACACACGAUUCAUGCCAGAGAACCGUCGGGACGGUUGCGGGAAGAGCGGCAACAUCCCACCGGGGACUACGAUCGACACCACCGUCACUCACCCGGUGGACUUCGACUUCUUCCUCUGCUCCCACUUCGGAAUCCAGGGUACCAGCAGGCCAGCACACUACUAUGUGCUCUGGGAUGACAAUGAGUUCACUGCAGAUGCCCUGCAGAAGCUGACCUAUGGACUGUGCCACACGUAUGCCCGCUGUGCACGCUCGGUGUCCAUCCCAGUGCCUGUGUACUAUGCUCACCACGCCACCCAGAGGGCCAAGUGCUAUGUGGAUGCCCGCUCGGACAUCUACGACUCUGCUGGCAGCAGCUCCGGUGGCUCCCUACCAUCAAUGGACUUCCUCGAUGCUGCCAUCUCUGUGCAAUCUCUCAUGAAGGAGGCCAUGUUCUUUGUCUGAAGCAUUAUGUUGCUUCUCGUGACUGUUUUAAUGGCACAGAGUUUGUUUUGAUCUCAAGAAACCAGAGCGUGAAAAGCAACACGAUUGCAAUAGUUUUUUUUUAUUGUGUGUUUUUGUUACUACAUAAUGUAUAUUUACAAUACUGCAGUGCCUGCCCAAGUUUAAUGCUCACUCUGAGCAUUUGGCUCAAGUAAUUGAAGUUAGCCAAGCUUCGUUAACCAAACGAAGCUUGGUUAACUGGCUACUGUGAUCUUGGUAAGCAAAUGUUCCUACUCCAGUACCUUUGGCUCUUAUGUUUUUGUUGCCUUUUUUUAUUUUUUGUGCCCAGCCAUUGCAUUCUCAUUUAACCUGGUGCCAUUGAACAAGGUUCGUUCAAUCCAUUACAAGUGCAAGGUUAUUUUUGUGUUGUUGUGCCUCGAUGAUUUCAAUUCUAAUGCAGUUGUCACUCGAUAAUAAAUGCAAUCCAGAAUGUUA